Messenger RNA from Chenopodium quinoa (quinoa), 1544 nucleotides. RefSeq names its product pheophytinase, chloroplastic-like. Lineage: Eukaryota; Viridiplantae; Streptophyta; Magnoliopsida; Caryophyllales; Amaranthaceae. The record is from RefSeq and is a predicted model, not a curated record. Gene Ontology annotation, molecular function: catalytic activity. Gene Ontology annotation, cellular component: chloroplast. The transcript has 7 exons. The coding region runs from base 316 to 1467 and encodes 383 amino acids.
CAAAGUCUAGACACAAAGGUGAAAAAGGGAGAUAUUUUGCUGAAAAUUGGCAAGGUUUUUUUUAAAAAAAAACAAGUAAAAAUUGGCAAGAAUUGGUUUACAUUUGGCCACGCCUAAAAAUUUCCCUCCAACCUCUAUCCACAUAAAUAGUUAAUUAAAUCCAUAAAAUUAAAUAAAAAAAUGCUGCAAAUAUAAAGUUGAACAAAAUAUUUCUCCAGCAAAAAGUAUACAAAUUGAAAUAGAUUUUACAGAAAAAAAAAAAAAAUUGUUUUCUUUAACUAGUUAGUAUUAUAUUCAUUGAUAUCUGGGUUUUCAAUGUUGUCUUCUUCAUCAUGCCUUACAUCAUCAACUCCUGCAUUCAAACUCAAUAAACAUCAAUUAAUUCUUCAUUCUAGGGGCUUUUCUGCUCCUUUAAGAUUCUGUCACCCAGAAGGGAGCAAAUACCAAAUUAGUAGGAGGGGUAUUGCUUUGAGAGGAAUUGUAGCUACUGGAAUUACAGCCAUGGAGUGGGCUUCCCUUGCUACCAAACCUGUACAAGGGCUGGAAAUACUGCCAUACAAGCCAGAAGGAUAUAAUUUUUGGAAUUGGAGAGGUCACAAAAUACAUUAUGUGGAGCAAGGAGAGGGUCCCCCAAUUGUUCUUGUACAUGGAUUUGGUGCCUCGGCAUUUCAUUGGAGAUACAACAUACCUGAGUUGGCUAAAAGGUACAAAGUCUAUGCAAUAGAUUUGCUUGGGUUUGGAUGGAGUGAGAAAGCCAUCAUCGACUAUGAUGCUAUUGUUUGGAGAGACCAAGUGGUUGAUUUUAUCAACGAAAUUGUCAAGGAACCUGCUGUUCUGGUAGGGAACAGCCUUGGAGGCUUUACUGUACUGGCAUCAGCGGCUAGUUUGCCUGAAAAAGUUAAUGGAGUUGUACUUUUAAACUCUGCUGGCCAGUUUGGAGAUCCAAAUGCCAAAAUUGAAGAAUCUGAGGCGAAUAUCUUGGAGAAGCUUGUAAAGCCUUUCAAAGAUAUUUUUCAGCGUGUUUUUCUUGGAUUUUUAUUCUGGCAAGCAAAACAACCAGCUCGUGUAGAAUCAGUGCUUAAAAGUGUAUACAUAAAUAGCUCUAACGUGGAUGACUACCUCGUGGAGUCCAUUACUCAACCAGCAUCAGACCCUAAAGCUGGAGAGGUUUAUUACAGAUUGAUGUCUCGGUUCAUGUCAAACCAAAGGAAGUACACACUUGACAGCCUCUUAAGCCAAUUGUCUUGCCCGUUAUUACUGCUCUGGGGAGACCUCGACCCUUGGGUUGGUCCUACCAAGGCCAUGAAGAUCAAGGAAUUCUAUCCUAAUACAACAGUUGUAAAUCUUCAAGCUGGACAUUGCCCUCAUGAUGAAGUCCCUGAGCUCGUCAACACAGCUUUAUUGGAUUGGUUGUCGAGUUUAAACCUCGAAAAAUCACCGUUGUCAACCCCUGUAAAUGUAUCAUGAAAUUUUGAUGAGUAUAUAUAUAUAGUUUGUACAUUUGUAUCAACUCUUAAGUGUAAGUAUACUGUAAAUUUUCAUUA